This is a messenger RNA of Zymoseptoria tritici IPO323, 1062 nucleotides long. RefSeq lists its product as uncharacterized. The record is from RefSeq and is a predicted model, not a curated record. The annotation marks the transcript as partial. Lineage: Eukaryota; Fungi; Ascomycota; Dothideomycetes; Mycosphaerellales; Mycosphaerellaceae. The transcript is spliced from 2 exons. Gene Ontology annotation, biological process: carbohydrate metabolic process.
GUAGCAUUGCUACCAUUCCAAGCCCUCGCAACGUCCAAAACCGACUUCCUCUACCGGGCUCUCAAUGCAACCGACGUCCUGAACGAGCAAUACUACAAUCACAUCUCCGGUCUGUGGCAAAACUUCUGGUGGAACUCCGGCGCCAUCCUCUCCACAAUCGGAGAUGUCGCACUCCUCUGUCCCGACUUCAAGGCGACCGCAAGAGAUAUCUUCAGCAACACCCUCGUCGCCACAAAAGCUUCCAACAACGGCGACUUCUUAAACGAGUACUACGAAGACGAGGCCUGGUGGGCAAUGGGCUGGAUCAAAGCCUACGAUGUCACGAAAGAAGUCCAAUACCUCCACGAAGCCCAAACCAUCCACCUCGACCUCCUCACCUCUCUCACAACCCACUGCCACAACGGCGGAAACUGGUGGUCCAAAACCCAGGACUCCCUCCCCUCCAUCAGUGCGCAACUCUACCUCGCAGUUACCGCCUCCCUCGCCAACCGUCUCUCCGCGUUUCCUCGACUACCAACAACGACCGAUGUACCAGACUACACGGCCCUCGCCCUCUCUCAAGCCGAAUGGCUACUCAGCUGCGGCAUGCGGAAUGAAGACGGCACCUUCAACGACGGACUAUCACUGUCCACAUGCGCACCGAUCGGGCCGGUGUACUCCUACAACCAAGGCGUCAUCCUCGGCGCGCUGGUCGAGUUGGCGCACUUGACGUCAAACGAGACGUACCUCGACCUCGCGAUUUCAAUCGCUCACGCCGGCAUCGCCGCCCUCGCGACGCCUCAUGGUGGGAUCUUGACGGAGAUUGGUUCGGAAGAAGGUAUGGAUCCCACAGGGGCGCAGUUCAAGGGUGUGUUUGUCCGGAAUUUGGGAGAUUUGAAUUCCAAGCUGGGUGGAGUGCGGGAGUUUGAGCACUUCUUGAGGAAGAAUGCGGACAGUGUUUGGGACAAGGCGAGGGAUGACCAGGGUAGAAUUGGGUCGUUUUGGCAGGGUCCGGUGAUGAGUUUGAGUGCUUCUAGUCAAGGGAGUGGGAUUGACUGUUUGGUCGCUGCGGCGGGGGUGAAG